GCUGCCUCCCGCAGUGUGACCGACGCGCUGGAGGUCUGGGCCGGGGAGCUCGGCGUCCGCCCGCCGCUCGGCUGCCGGUGCCGGCCAGAGGAGCACGCCACGAAGCUCAGGGAGGCCUUGGGGCGGCGGGCCGCAUCGCUGAGCCUGGGUGAGGGGAAGGCCACACUGCAGCCGCGGGACGAGGCCCAGUGCUCGGCCCUGGAUCUCUUCAAGCUGCCUGUCACCGAGGCGAGGAGCCAGCUCCAGGCGCUGGUGUUUGGCAUGGCGGAGCAUGUGGAAAGCCUGGAGAGACGCCUGGAAGCAGUGGUGGAGACACUGGCGUCUUCCUGCAGCCCUGAGAAGAACGCUGCCUGGAGCCAGCAGCUCUUCCUACCAGGACUGCCAAAGCAACUAGCUGACCUUUUGCAAUCCCUGUCCUGCCUGUCCCUGACCGAGGCAGACCCCAGCCCCAGGAAGAACAGGGGUGCUGGCUCAGCUUUGUCAGCCAAGAGGAAGAUCCCAGGAGAGUCUCUCAUUAACCCUGGCUUCAAAAGCAAGAGGGCACCAUCUGGAGUGGAUUUUGAGGACUCCUGACCUGUGCUGUCCCGUCCCCUGAUGACAGUCCUACCGGAGCCUUGUCAGCCGCGUGUGUGGCUGGUGGAGGAGGUUUCGCUGCACCCUGGGCCUGCUGAGCCCCUUGCACCCAGGGAGGCGGACGGGGCAAGCAGGACCCAGAGGGCUAGAGCCAGCACCUGGCAGGCCUGAGCAGGCAGCAGAUCCUCAGCUGGUGCAGUGGCAGGGCCUUUGGCGGGGACAGAUGGGGUAGGGGUGACAGAAGUUGUGGCUUUUUUACCUGCAGCUCUUCCCUGCUGGUAGGGGCCACCUCUCUACCUUGCUUGCCAUGAAUUGGUAGGGUUUUUAAAGAACUUUUAUAUCGCUAUGUAACAAAAAGAUUGCCUGUACUUAACUGAUUGCUAGUAAAGGUGGUUUUAGCCAGCUGGUCUCUGGGGACUGGGACAACGC
Molecule: messenger RNA, 1002 nt
Organism: Haliaeetus leucocephalus (bald eagle)
Lineage: Eukaryota; Metazoa; Chordata; Aves; Accipitriformes; Accipitridae
Gene: PAXX
Product: chromosome unknown open reading frame, human C9orf142
Exons: 6
Biological process (GO): double-strand break repair via nonhomologous end joining
Cellular component (GO): nonhomologous end joining complex; site of double-strand break; nucleus
Molecular function (GO): molecular adaptor activity
Source: RefSeq, a predicted model, not a curated record